Molecule: messenger RNA, 1500 nt
Organism: Mytilus trossulus (common blue mussel)
Lineage: Eukaryota; Metazoa; Mollusca; Bivalvia; Mytilida; Mytilidae
Product: cysteine-rich venom protein VAR5-like
Exons: 6
Coding region: 527-1468 (313 amino acids)
Cellular component (GO): extracellular region
Source: RefSeq, a predicted model, not a curated record
UUUGAAUGUUAUAACAAGAAGAAAUCUAAAAGAAAAUUGGAAAAAUAUGAAUUGUCAUAUCUAAGCAUCAAUAGGAAAAUACUUAGAUACGUCUUCAAUCUAAAAACAUUGCAGUGCCUCAAUACAUAUAUCUUAUCUACAAAAACAAUUGUGUAAUAGCUCGUGUUUACUGUAUACAAGUGUCACAUCAAAAUUUAAAAAAACUAUAAACAUGACAGACCAAAGCGACUUAAUUUAAUUUUGUAUAAAUUAUUAGUGUUAUCUUAUUUGUGCGUCACUCCCGGGAAAGUGACAGCAGAGGACUGUUUUUGUCACUUUUUUCCGAUUGAUAAUACUUGAUAUUACGCAUUAUUCUGCUUUAAUUAGUAAUGAUUUGUGGAUAAAAGGAAAGAGUGUUUAGUAAACUCGUAUAGUUACGGUGUAAUUGGUUUUGAUAAUUUCGCGGAAUAACUGAAAUUUCUAUAAAUAUUUCAGUAACUAUUUUUUAACAUACCGGAAUUAUUCAGAAAUUCUAUUUAUUCAUAUAAUGGUUGUAUUAUCAUUCCUCGUGGUACUGUUACCAUUGUUUGGAACAUGUUUGGGUUCAAUAUAUAGCUCAUUGCUUUUAAAUGAACAUAACCGAUAUAGAAAAAGUGAAAAUGCAGCCAACAUGCAGAAAUUGGUCUGGAGUACAACUCUUGAACAAGAGGCUACUGCAUGGGCGUCCAGAUGUUCUAACAGCCAUCAGCAGAACGGUAGAGGAGAAAACCUGGCAAUGCAAAGUGUUGGUGAAGAUAUAAAUGUAUUGAUAAAGCGGGGUAUUAAAAUGUGGUUUGAUGAGAAGAGAGACUAUUCCCCAGGGAGUGGCUUUAGUAUGUCUACAGGACAUUAUACACAGAUGGUGUGGGCGGACAGUAAACAACUGGGUUGUGGUGUACAGAUAUGUAACGCGAACUCAAAGUUCCCUAUGAAAUACAUGUAUUUAGUAUGCUUUUAUGACCCACCAGGAAAUUUUAACAACAGGGAGCCAUAUAUAAAUGGACAGGCAUGUUCUAGAUGUCGCUCAGGACAGCAGUGUGAUGCAGGUCUAUGUUCAGAUCACGCUACAGGAGGACGAAAUGUCCCGAAUACACCAACAAAAGUCACUAGCAGAAGUAACGUAAACGGAGGAACCGAUUGGAAAUAUAGUCCCUGGAAGAUUGUCAAUGAAAAUCAACGUACCAAACCUGACCAAACCAGACGUAUAACUACCACCAGAGAGAAUAAACCCAAUGGUAGAGUCAUGUGGAGCUGGACAUCAGGAAACAAUAGGAGAAGUCAGCAAACAAACAAUCAAAAUUCUCAGCCACGAACAAGUAGGAAUUGGAAUCUUCCACAAAGUUGGAAUAGGAACGCGGGUAGAAAUAUGAACAUAAGAAGAAGAGUUUGGACCAGUGGACAAAAUUCAGGGACACCUACCACUAACUGGUCAUACAGUUGGAGCACGUAGAUUUCAAUAAUGAAAUGAAAAAAAUGUUUGUU